Lolium rigidum is the source of this 1010-nucleotide messenger RNA. RefSeq lists its product as uncharacterized. The coding region runs from base 152 to 685 and encodes 177 amino acids. The record is from RefSeq and is a predicted model, not a curated record. NCBI's taxonomy places the organism in Eukaryota, Viridiplantae, Streptophyta, Magnoliopsida, Poales, Poaceae. The transcript has 3 exons.
CUCUUUAUAACAGAGCACGGUACAACACACGCGCACCACUAGCUUGCUCUCCCUAAGCUCGCCCACGUUUCUCCGGCCCAACCAACCCAUAUCAUAUCCCGCUGAGCUAGUUUGAGGCCAGGCGCCCGCGGUUCUGGUCACGCGCGCGAGGAUGGGGAAUUGCCAGGCGGCGGAGGCGGCGGCGGCGGUGGUACAGCACCCCGGCGGGCGCGUAGAGCGGCUGUACUGGGCCACCAGCGCGGCGGAGGUGAUGCGGGCCAACCCGGGCCACUACGUCGCGCUCGUCACGCUCCGCGUCGCCGAGAACGCCGACGGCACUGGCGCCCGCCGCACCGUGCGCCUCACCCGCGUCAAGCUCCUCAAGCCCAAGGAGACACUCCUCCUCGGCCAUGUCUACCGACUCAUCACCUCCCACGAGGUGACCAAGGCGGUCCAGGCGCGGAAGGAGGAGAAGAUGACCAAGGCGCGGCAGCAGCUCCAGCAGCUCGAGUCAUCGCUGUCGAGGCAGAGCAAGGCGCGGCCGGCGGCGGACGACGGCGUCGAUGCAGACGACGACGACGAGGCGAGCUUGGACGCGAGUCUCGAGCAGUUGGCGCGGCAAGACGGAGACGCCCACCGGAGCUCCGGCGCCCGGCACCGGCAGUGGCGGCCCUCGCUGCACAGCAUUGACGAGGCCGCGAGCUGAUGCGUCCGGCCGGCCAGCCAGCCAUCCACCGGCGGACCUGCAUUUUCGGCGUCCGCCCGGCCGGCCUUGGUUGAUUAAUUAGCUCGGUUGCAUGGGUUCUCUGUGUUCGAGUUCCCCUAGGACGCGAGGACCGCUCCUGAAGUGACUCUGUCGUUCGGAGCGUGUCCCGGAUCCGUCAUCCGUUGUACAUCUUCUUCAGUGUUUUUCUUUUCUUCAGGAUUUGUUGAUUAGUGAGAUUAUUGCUCUCUUUCCUGAUACAUUUGGCGCAUGAAAGAAGUUGAGCCCAAGUAAAGUAGCUACAGAAUCUCUGCUUUUGAGGAGCUUC